AUGGGCAUUCCUUCAUUCAAGAAUGGGAUGAUGUUUGUCGGCUGGCGCCACCGUGAUUGGAAACACGUCUACUACAAGCCUUACCAAGGAGAAGAAGGCGAAAUCGAAAUCGACAGCAUGAGCCUCACUCCUAGCCUGUACUUCACUAAUCCCGAGGGUGAGAAUGACACUAUGAUGAUGGAGGGAGAAGUCUACUUCCUACCGCAUUUCGCUUUCGAAUAUUGCGAAGCAAAGACGAAGUGGGAAAAGAAGGCGAUGCAGCUUCGUCACCUCGUUGCCGCCUAUAACCUUUACAUCCAGGAUGAUCCCGAGACCUACAAACAAGCGAUGGAGUCAGCGGCGGAUCCAGACUGGCGACGAUGGACUUCGAUCAUGAGCGACAUCAAGCGACACAAAGAUCCACUUAUGAAGAGGAAGGAGUCCAAUCGACGAAAGAGAGUAGCUAAGGUGCAGAAGUUGAGAGCAGCUGGCGUGCCAGAGAGCGAGUUGGACAACCAUUUGUCCAGUGACGCUGACUCUGACUCCGGCUUCGAAUCAGACGACGACCAAGGCGACGUUUGCAUGCAUAGCCGUCGGUCGAAGCCCGGACCCAUGAAACCGCCACCGACGCCGAAGAGACGUAACAACGGUGGCAACGACCCUACUCCAAAGAAGAAAAGGAAGCCGGCUCCUCCACAACCCUCUGAGGAUCUCCAAAUGAGCGGCACUUUGAAUGACCUGGGCGACAUUGCCAGAGCCAGAGCCAGAGCCAGAGACAGAAGCUCUAGUUUCAGGGGCGUCGUGAACAAGGAUGGUAGGAAUGACUCCAUCGAUUACGAUCCCAGCCCACCUGAGCGGGUUACGAGUUCCAGUGCGCCUUCUAGCUCCGGUUCUAGCUCACAUGGGCCUGAUAGGGGCAGUGGUAGUGGCUUGUUUGUCUCACCAGCGGGUGAUGACAGCGUCGAUGACCGCCGCAACUACGAGAAGGACUGCCGCAACAGAUUGAGUGGCUAUAUGCAGCCCACGGUUGAAGACUACGACGGUAGCGUCGACGAUCACGACGCCAUCAGGUGGAAUGGCACCAUGUCAGAGAGAGAUGCGCCCAAACAAGCUCCUCGUGCCUCGAACCAGCCGGAGAUCCAGCCUCAGGAGUAUGAUGUUGUUGAGCUCGAGCAGGCUAGGCAAGCAUCGCUGCAACCGGAGUUCCUGCCCCAGGAGGAUGAUGAUGAGGACUUCGAGCAGGCUAUGCAAGCAUCGCUGCAACCGGAGUUCCAGCCUCGGGAGGAUGUGGUACAGAGUACCGAGAACGAGGACGGAUUGAGUGAGGGAAACCCUGGAGCUUGGCGUAGAGCUUCUUCGGUUUCCCGACUGAGGGGUGGCAGUGGCAGGAACAGGUCGGUCGCGAGUGACAGGGGCGGAUCCGUUACGGGCAACAGGAGCGGGUCGACUAUGAGCGACCGAUGA
This is a messenger RNA of Ramularia collo-cygni, 1443 nucleotides long. RefSeq lists its product as uncharacterized. Lineage: Eukaryota; Fungi; Ascomycota; Dothideomycetes; Mycosphaerellales; Mycosphaerellaceae. The record is from RefSeq and is a predicted model, not a curated record. The transcript has a single exon. Bases 1 to 1443 code for a protein of 480 amino acids.